AUGUCCCAAGACUCGACAGAGGUGAUGCGCCGGGCCAUUGUUGAGCUCGUCAACUUGCCAAACUGUGCCGCCAACUGCUAUGCCCGGCUGGCGACUGCAAACAAUACCUACUCCUGCAGCACUGUGUCAAACAGGGCAUCGCUAGAAAAAUGUCUCCUUCACGCGUGCCCGCUGCCUGAAGCCAUAUCCGCGAGAAACACGACGGAGAUAGCGUGUCAUACUCCCGCUCGGAACAUCUCGAGUCCGUUUCUCGUCAUCAACAUUGUCCUCGGCAUCGUCACCGCCGGAGUCAUCUGUUUGAGGCUGGGCUACCGGUUGUUUUUCAGCCGAAAGAAUGGACGCCUUGAUUUCGACGACGGCUUGAUCCUGUUGGCAUCGCCAGUCGCCCUCGCAAGCCUAACCACCAUGCUGGCCGGGCUGUGGAAGCACGGAAUCGGAAGGGAUGUCUGGGGCAUACAGUCUGAGCAACUGGUGACCUUUGGCUUGUAUCUCUACGUCAUGGAGAUGCUGUACCUGAGCCUUCUGGCCCUCGUCAAGCUGACCCUGUCCCUCUUUUACCUCGAGAUAUUCCCCAGCCCGACAAUCCGCAAGCUGCUCUGGGCCACUGUCGUCUUUCACAUCUGCUUUGGCCUCGCGUUUGUCUUCAAGACGACCUUCCAAUGCACACCCCUCAACUACAGCUGGUUCCGGUACGACGCCGCCCACGCAUCGACAACGCAUGGGCACUGCGUCAACAUCAAUGCAUCCGCGUGGGCCAACGCCAUCGGCAACGUGGCAACCGACUUCUGGCUCAUUGGCAUACCGCUCAGCCAACUACACAAGCUUAGGCUUCAUUGGAAGAAGAAGAUUGGUGCUUCCAUCAUGUUCAUGACCGGACUGUUGUACGUAUGCCCCAUGUUGAGCGUCGAGUCCCUGACAAGGAGCGAAAUGCCCCGCCCAUCAAGGGCAUGGAUUUUGUCAAAUGCCUUCUUCCAACUCGGAACGUCGUGGCUAACCAUCCUCCCUGCUUGCAGCGUUACCCUUUUCUCCAUCCUCCGCCUCAACACACUUGCGAAAUACGCCAACUCAACGAACCCAACCUACGACCAAUACCCCGUCACUCUCUGGUCGGCAAUCGAAGUAAACAUCGGCCUGAUCUGCACCUGCUUGCCCAGUAUACGGCUUGUAUUGCUGCGAAUUUGGCCGCGCGUGUUCGGCAUGACUACCGCCAACUCAAGCACCGGAAAUUCCGCUACCGGAAACUCACAAAAGACUUCCAAUCGAAGUAUGUCGAGAUACUCAAACAAGACACCGGCCAACAAUCGUCAAUACGAGCUGGACGCUGCUGCCAUCCUUGAUGAGACUAAGGACGCGGCUGGCAAUGUCUCCAGAAGCGAUUGGGGCAAUGAUCCGGAGGGAGGCCAUGAAGACGGCGUCCAGCUGGGUCAUGGCACCGCCGCCAGAAAUGCUUGGGCUUGGAGUCGUGGCCAGGGCGUCUACCAGGGAGAGGACCUCCCUGUCUAUCUUGAAGAGGCUCAGAGAGUAAAGUCUCAACUGUAG
Molecule: messenger RNA, 1539 nt
Organism: Metarhizium album ARSEF 1941
Lineage: Eukaryota; Fungi; Ascomycota; Sordariomycetes; Hypocreales; Clavicipitaceae
Exons: 3
Coding region: 1-1539 (512 amino acids)
Source: RefSeq, a predicted model, not a curated record